AGUGGAAGCUUCAGUGGUUCGCUAACUCAGGGCCGCGGCGCGCGUGUUUCACUUGUUUCUGUCUAUGUAUGUGUCUGUGUUGUGUAUCUUGGAUUCAAUUCAACCCUAUAUUAAAAAAGAGAUUGUGGAUUGCUUAUCAAGAUUGACAAUGUAACCACCGUUCGCGUUACGCUGAUUAGAUAAGAUAAAAAGAUGUGACAAGGACAGAUAAUAUUCAUAGCGAUGUGGAAACAGAACGUCAACAGUGCAGUGAAAAAUUGAAAUUAAAGUGUCAAAAAUGCUCUAAAUUCAAAACAACCAUUAAAACCAUGAUGACGUAACAAUGGUGGCCAAAUUCUAAUUUCAAAAUAUGAGUGCGUAAGAAUUAUGUGCUGAAUAAAAAAAAAUAAUGUGCGUUUAGUGUUUCCUAAAAAUGGAAUCGUGCAACCAAACUCUUUUUUGAUAAUGACAAGACAAUAAAGCCAAAGUUUUUAGUGGGAAGUGUUAAAUAAAAUGGUGUAUUAGUGACAGUGAAAAAUGGGUUGUCAGUUGGGGAAAUUAGCGGCUUCUGAGAGGCGGGGCAAUAACGCUGGGCCAGCGAUCAGUGAUGGGCCUCCUCCGGCCACCGACCCUCGGCUACCGUUGACGGCGAAGCAGAAAUACUCCAUGCUCGCAUCAUGGAAGGGUAUUUCCAGGGCUAUGGAGAAGACUGGCAUCUGUAUGUUUAUAAAAUUAUUCGAAGAAAACCAAGAUCUUCUAAAUAUGUUCGAGAAAUUUCGCCAAUGCCGGACGAAGGAGGAACAGAUCAACUCCAUGGAGCUUGCAGAACACGCCAACAAUGUCAUGAACACCCUGGAUGAGGGGAUCAAGGGUCUGGAUGACUUGGACAACUUCUUCGGCUAUAUUCACCAAGUUGGAGCCAGCCAUAGAAGAAUACCUGGAUUUAAAGUGGAAUAUUUUUGGAAAAUUGAAACACCAUUCCUAGCCGCUGUGGAGUCAACUUUGGGCGACCGCUACACGCCCAACGUGGAAAAUAUCUACAAAAUCACCAUCAAGUUCAUCUUAGAAACGCUCAUAGAAGGCUACGAGGCCGCCGGCAAGCCUACCACGUGAGCUCAACCAUGUACAGAAUCAAAUAAAACAUAAUAUAACACAAAACGCGAACAAAACCAAACAAAAAAGUUAGUCUUCUACAUAAUCAAUCAACCGACAAGCAGCCGCCAUAAUGGAAUCGAAAUUUUAAAAUGGAACCCUCAUUCCAAAUUCGAAAUCGGAGUCGCUGCAAAUAAAUUAAUGUCAAUUUUAAAACGAGAUUUUUAAAGUGAAGUGUACAGACGUUUAUAAAUGCAUCGUGAAUAAAUUAUUUGUGUAUAAUGUGAAUAAAAAUUCUAUAAUUGUGUAUAGUUGUCACUGUUCUUUUUCGCUCGUCUGUAUUUAGACUGGUUUAGCAUAAUGAGACUAACAGUGCAGUAAGGGAACAUAUAACUGAGUACUAGAGCGCUUUUUUGAUUAGAUACAUAAUUUUAAUGAUAGGAACAAAAUGUAGAUAAACAUAGUAAAAAAAUGUGUGUUAAAUUAAGGAAUUUUAAACCAAAAUAACUUUUUUAAAUGUCGCAAAACGCUUGUUAGUACUAAUUUAAUGAUAAUCAUUAUUUAUUUCUAAUGAUAUUCUUCUUAACGUCCUCGAUGUUGGCUGGACCAACUGUUUUUGUUUAAAUUUUAUAAAUUCGGCAUAAUUAUUGUUAAAUUGCGUCUUCCGUGUGUGAAUGUUGUAAGAUUUAGAAUAAGUUUCAAAUUAUACAAUUAAUAAAAUAAAAAAAUAUUGUC
Messenger RNA from Helicoverpa zea (corn earworm), 1806 nucleotides. RefSeq names its product neuroglobin-like. The transcript is spliced from 5 exons. Gene Ontology annotation, molecular function: oxygen binding; heme binding. NCBI's taxonomy places the organism in Eukaryota, Metazoa, Arthropoda, Insecta, Lepidoptera, Noctuidae. The coding region runs from base 517 to 1092 and encodes 191 amino acids. The record is from RefSeq and is a predicted model, not a curated record.